This is a messenger RNA of Hypanus sabinus (Atlantic stingray), 430 nucleotides long. RefSeq names its product fatty acid-binding protein 1, liver-like. Gene Ontology annotation, molecular function: fatty acid binding. The coding region runs from base 44 to 430 and encodes 128 amino acids. The transcript is spliced from 4 exons. The record is from RefSeq and is a predicted model, not a curated record. Gene Ontology annotation, cellular component: cytosol; nucleus. Lineage: Eukaryota; Metazoa; Chordata; Chondrichthyes; Myliobatiformes; Dasyatidae. Gene Ontology annotation, biological process: fatty acid transport.
GACAAUCUCUUCCUGCCGUGUCGCCCACAGGGACAUCUCCACAAUGAAUUUCAGUGGAAAAUACGAACUGCAGAGCCAGGAAAACUUUAUACCGUUCAUGAAAGCUAUUGAUAUCCCAGAUGAGUUAAUUACAAAAUGGAAAGAUACGAAGAGUGUUACUGAAAUUAUCCAAACUGGAGACCACUUCAAGGUAAAUGUCACCAUGGGCAGCGAGCUGAUUGUCCAUGAGUUUACAAUUGGAGAGGAGAUGGAAGUCCUAAGUCCCUCUGGAGAACAAAUUAAGACCGUAGUCACUGCUGAAAGAAACCAUAAACUUGUUAUCAAGAUGAAAGACAUUACCUCAGUCUCUGAGGUUGUGGGAGACCAACUGAUUAUUACUAUGACCUUUGGUGCUAUUCAAUACAAGACAAUCAGCAAGAGAAUCAGAUAA